CGCCCUGGGCUGGACUACGGUUCCCAGAAGGCCGCGCGCGGUCCGUCGCUGGUCGAGUGGGCGCCAGUCCACCGCCGGGCUAGAAGAACUCCGGGGCAGGGAGAGACCCGCGCCCGGAGAGUUGAGCUCGCGAUCCCCGCGCCGGCGGGACCGGGCGGCCGGCGUCAUGACCCUGUUCCAUUUCGGGAACUGCUUCGCCCUGGCCUACUUCCCCUACUUCAUCACGUACAAGUGCAGCGGCCUGUCCGAGUACAACGCCUUCUGGAAAUGCGUCCAGGCCGGGGUCACCUACCUCUUUGUGCAGCUAUGCAAGAUGCUGUUCUUGGCCACUUUCUUUCCCACCUGGGAAGGUGGCAUCUAUGACUUCAUUGGGGAGUUCAUGAAGGCUAGUGUGGAUGUGGCAGACCUGAUAGGCCUAAACCUUGUCAUGUCCCGGAACGCCGGCAAGGGAGAGUACAAGAUCAUGGUCGCUGCCCUGGGCUGGGCCACCGCCGAGCUCAUUAUGUCCCGCUGCAUCCCACUCUGGGUCGGAGCCCGGGGCAUUGAGUUUGACUGGAAAUACAUCCAGAUGAGCAUUGACUCCAACAUCAGUCUGGUCCAUUACAUCGUGGCAUCCGCCCAGGUCUGGAUGAUAACACGCUACGACCUGUAUCAUACCUUCCGGCCAGCAGUCCUCCUCCUGAUGUUCUUUAGUGUCUACAAGGCCUUUGUCAUGGAGACCUUCGUCCACCUCUUUUCCCUGGGCAGCUGGACAGCACUGCUGGCCCGAGCAGUGGUCACAGGGCUGUUGGCCCUCAGCACUUUGGCCCUGUAUGUCGCUGUUGUCAACGUGCACUCCUAGGCUUGGUGUCUUAGACAUUGACACACCUCUUCCCUGCCUCUCCAGGUUUUAGUGAAAUAAAUAAUAUUUGGAAAGUUG
Messenger RNA from Tupaia belangeri chinensis (Chinese tree shrew), 919 nucleotides. It is a transcript of the gene TMEM147, whose product is annotated as transmembrane protein 147. The record is from RefSeq and is a predicted model, not a curated record. The coding region runs from base 167 to 841 and encodes 224 amino acids. NCBI's taxonomy places the organism in Eukaryota, Metazoa, Chordata, Mammalia, Scandentia, Tupaiidae. The transcript has 7 exons.